This is a messenger RNA of Hydatigera taeniaeformis, 414 nucleotides long. The record is from the annotation of a GenBank genome assembly. NCBI's taxonomy places the organism in Eukaryota, Metazoa, Platyhelminthes, Cestoda, Cyclophyllidea, Taeniidae.
AUGCCCUUUCCUGGUAGUUCGCGCGUCCGAUCGAUGGGAUCUGGUACUCGCCACACUACCGGUGCCUUCGACAUGGAGAAUUCGCGGAGGAAGAAUGCUUCGUCUGUCUCCGUUCAACAUCAUGCGCACAACUUAUCUCGUGGAGCGGCAGUUAGGGUUCUCGAGGUGACCACGUGUUUCAUUCUCGGCAUGACUUUGGUGGUUGUGUUGGUUCCUGCGUGGGUGCUUGAUCCGCGCUCACUAAGAAAGAAGCGAUUUGUGGCAGGGAAAUGUGGGGCGAUGGAGCAAAUGUGUCUGCGCACUCUCGUUUCGAUGUUGGUCGAGCACCUACAGAUGUGCGAUGCCUCGCCACCUCGAGGUAAGGAUGUGACGCAGAUGAACCUGGUUUCACAAUCCACGACUGUGACUUUCUAA